This is a messenger RNA of Sceloporus undulatus (fence lizard), 1958 nucleotides long. RefSeq names its product calcium regulated heat stable protein 1 (gene CARHSP1). The transcript has 4 exons. The record is from RefSeq and is a predicted model, not a curated record. Gene Ontology annotation, molecular function: mRNA 3'-UTR binding. Gene Ontology annotation, cellular component: cytoplasm. Gene Ontology annotation, biological process: regulation of mRNA stability. Lineage: Eukaryota; Metazoa; Chordata; Lepidosauria; Squamata; Phrynosomatidae. The coding region runs from base 76 to 594 and encodes 172 amino acids.
UUUUGCAUUUUAAACAGGGAGAGGAAUCGAAGGUAAGAUUCAUCCCUCUCCAAAAAUAUUCAAGCAGUGGGGCAGAUGCUUUGGGGACAAGUCAAGAGGGCUGAGUGUUGGAGACACUGGCAUCCCAUGCAGGUUCCUCUGGUACCAGAAAUGUCUUCAGAGUCAGCUUCUGCCCAUGAGCGAUCCCCCUCGCCAGGCGCCCUUCGACUGCCAGAAGGUCGCCGCACACGGGAACGCUCUCCUUCCCCCAUGAGAGGAUAUCUCAUCCCCAGCCCUCUUCCCACUCGGAGGACUCGCACAUAUUCAGCGACAGCAAGAGCCUCUGAAGGGCCUACCUACAAGGGGGUAUGUAAAUGCUUCUGCCGUUCCAAGGGCCAUGGAUUCAUCACUCCAAUAGAUGGUGGUCCAGACAUCUUUGUGCACAUCUCUGACAUUGAAGGAGAAUAUGUCCUGGUGGCUGGAGACGAAGUCACCUACAAGGUGACCACCAUUCCACCAAAGAAUGAGAAGCUACAAGCUGUGGAAGUGGUCAUCACCCACCUGGCUCCCGGAACAAAACACGAGACCUGGUCAGGACGCGUGAUUGACUCCUAGAAAGACUCUCUCCGAAGCCACAUUGGCUGAGGACACUGAACUGUGGCCUUGUGCAACAACUAAGAUUGGCUUGAGCCCAGCAGAUGAGUUUUCUGCAUGCCGAAUGAGAUGAAAUGCCAUUGCAAACCAGGCAUCCAAAGGUGGCCAGAUUAAUCUUUCCUUUUUUGUAAUUAAAAAAAUUGAAACUUAAAAAGUAAGAAGAAUGGAAAAUUGCUCCUGACUUAACAAAUUUUCACCAGCAUCGUUUUCCACUAGCGGUUAGAUGCCUAUUGGUCUUAGAAAUACCAAAAUAUGAUAAAAUGACCUGAGUGCCUUCUAUAUGGCAAAGAGGAAUGGAGGCCUAUGGGAAUCAAAAAUAUUUGUGUUUUAGGGAUGAUAUAAACUAGUUUUUUCAGUGCCUUCUGGGUUUCUUGGCUUAAGGAAGCCUCUGUCACAAAAGCCGCAAAAAAAGGUCUCGGUUCUCUUGAUUUGUGCCUGAGUACUUUUUCUUUUUUAAAAAACCUUGAAAACUUAAAGACCUUUGGCUCAACAUUUGCUACCCAAUUUUAGUGCCCACCUCAGAUGGUUAAUAAUUGGGCUGAGCAAAACUGUCUCCAGUUUACUUUAAAAUGACUUAAAUAAAUGGAAAUAUAAUUUGUAGUUUUAGGCAACUCUGUACAUAAUGUAACCAGGUUUCUCUUCCCUGACUGCUUUUGAAUUCUGAGUCCUUUCAUAGCAGAUUCAUAAGCUGACAUGUGUUAUUAUCGUUUGUGCUGGAAUCUUUGUGCACAUGUAUACAUGUUUAAUUUGCCGCUAGCUUCCUGCGUCUCAAAAAGAUUUGUAGGAUUUCGCUUUCAUUUCAUCGCUGGUGUCAGUUGUGUUUGUUCAAGAGAAAAUGUUCUGAACACUGCUUGUUUCUCUUUUGACACCUAAGCGCCGGAUCCUUUGUGGAGGAGGUAGAAUAAAAAAGUUGGGAUGGCUCUCCCAGUUUGGAAAUUGUGUGGAUGUAUCUGUAAAGUUCAGUGCUACUUCUCAUAAAAGAAGACCCAUAAUUUGACAUGACAGAUGAUGAUAAUCACAAGUGGUAGUAAUAACAGACCUGUGGGAGAAUUGUGUUUGGCUCACGUUCGAAGUGAGUCAGCCUUAUUUACACUUUCUGGAUGGUUGUGCAGGUUAGAACACUAUUGCCUUUGGAUUCAUUAACCCCAUUGUGUAGAUUUGUGAUAAAAUUUUUUUGCAGUGGCGUUCUCAGUUCAAAUAGUGCAUUUGAUGUGCAUACAAAAUAAAUGAGUUUUUCAUUGUGCUUUUUUGUGGCAAGGGGAGGUUUAGACUGAAAUUGGAUGGAAUGGACUUAUGACUGAAUAAAUUCACAUCUGACAUCGAAA